Messenger RNA from Coregonus clupeaformis (lake whitefish), 1951 nucleotides. Its product is annotated as zinc finger protein 629. Gene Ontology annotation, molecular function: DNA-binding transcription factor activity; RNA polymerase II cis-regulatory region sequence-specific DNA binding. The transcript is spliced from 5 exons. The record is from RefSeq and is a predicted model, not a curated record. Gene Ontology annotation, biological process: regulation of transcription by RNA polymerase II. Lineage: Eukaryota; Metazoa; Chordata; Actinopteri; Salmoniformes; Salmonidae. Bases 447 to 1811 code for a protein of 454 amino acids.
GAAAGUCUCAUCGCGAGACUGAGAAUCAACAUGGCUUGCUUCCAUAGAUUUCGCUAGCCAUUUUAGUCAAUAGAAAAAUCUAAAAAUCUGCGAGUUUGAGUUGUCUACACGAAUUCCAAAUGACUCGGCUGAUAAAGAAAGUACUGUAGCUACAUACAGCAACUGCUCUUCCAGGUUUCUUGCAUCUUUGUUAACGAGCUAGUUAGAUAACGUUAACUGAGCCUGCCAUCCAGAGCUAACCUUGUUUAGCUGUCUAGCUAGCUUGAUUCGCCUGGCUGCACUCUUCACAGUCUUCAGUGUUUGUUUUAUGUGACAUCCUCCUCAUCACCACCCCACUUGAUUGACAGCAAAGAAGUGCUCCUCUCCUUGGGACUCGGUGUAACCCUCCACCCUAUCUACCCCUGGUGCCCCCAGAGCAGGCGGUAAGGGACACCAUCAUUGCCACGAUGCUGGAGUCUGUAAGGAACACGUUUCACGCCCAGCUGGCCACCGUCAUGGACUCCCUGCUGGCGGCGGCGGUGUGUGAGAUCGCCAAGAUCUUUGAGAGCAGUCUGUGUGAGCAGCAGGAGGAGCUGACGCAGAGAGGAGAGGAGAUCACAGGACUGAGGGGGAGGCUGGAGAGGGCAGAGAGGAGGCUGAAGAAGGAAGGAGAGGAAGAAGAAGGAGAAGGCCUAUUGGACGUGGUAGAAGGACCAGAGAGAAAAACAGGAGGAGAUGGCAGCCCUAGGCAGCAGUCUGAACCAAGAGCUGGUUCAAGCUGGGAUUCGGAUGCGGCCUCUGAGACCCCCAAAUUGGUCCAGGACAGCGGGUGUAAGAAGCCCCCCAGGAUGAAAAAGGAGGGGACUGAGCUGGAGGGGUCCUCCAUCAAAGAAGAGCUUAAACAUUGCCCUCUUCCACAGUUUGAGGAGCCCCACCCUGCCCCUGUAGAGGGGGAGGAGGAGGGCCAAGGGCCAGGGAGGAGCUCUUCUGCUGGGGUUCAGAGGCUAGGAGACCCCUUGUCUGACACAACAGGGACCAAGGUGAAGUUAUCCCAUUGGGAGGGAGACCCUAGACCUCUUCAGAGCCAGAGCUCCACCUCCUUCUUCCAUGGCCCCCGGGUUGGACAUUUCUCUCCCAGACCCGACCACAGGUCUCCUGGGCUUGACCCCUGGGCCAGUGGGGUUCCUCUAGAGCUUCAGGAUCCCAGCUUCCUGGACCAGAGCCCAGACCAGGUACUAGAGCAGAGAGAGCUCCGACAGUCACACGACCAAACCAACCAAUCCCAGAGAGGCCUGAGACCAAGAGACGACAGAGGGAGGGGCCUAGUUCAUCAGAACCGCUGGUCAUUGGCUGCCAAGGACCCAGUCAGACCACACCCCAACACACACGCUCACAAACACGCACAAGGUCAUGCACACACACUGGGCGGGGCGAGACCCUACACUUGCCCGUACUGCGGCAAGAGCUUCAGCUACCCAUCCCACCAGCGCAGGCACCUGCUGCGCCACACGGGGGUGAGGAUGUACCCCUGCUUGGUGUGCGACAAGAGCUUCCUGACUCCGUCAGAGCUCACGGUGCACACCCGCGUCCACACAGGGGAAAGGCCGUUCGGCUGCACCCAGUGUGGGAAGCGUUUUGCCCGUAGCGGGAACCUCCGGGCCCACCAGAGAGACGUCCACCUGGGGAAGAGACCCUUUGUCUGCCAGGAGUGCGGCAAGAGGUUCGCCCACAGGGGCAACCUGAGGGUGCACUACCAGAAGGUACACCAGGGCCUGCCAUACCAUGAGGAUGAGUACGACCAGGAUGGCAACGCUCUCCCCUCUACUGGUUAAAGGGACAGGAAAACAGGGUCACAUUCUGUAGGAGCUAAUGGGAGAAAACAUUUUGAAAUGGAAAAUGAGUGUUCUUACAGUGCAUUCGGGAAGUAUUCAGACCCCUUGACUUUUUCCACAUUUUGUUACGUUACAGCCUU